AUUCAUGUUGAGCCGGAAAAUGAGAAAUGACAUCCAAGGCCGAAGGUCAUAUUUUGUGCUUUAAUAUCUUGAAGUUGACGGCAAACACGAAUCACAAAAAUCGCCUGGAAAGUGAACAGAUUUUAUUUCAAAACAUAUAUAUUCAGGAUUAGUCAGCUUAUUGAUAAUACGGAGGAUUCUGAAGCAGUGCUUUUGAUUUCAUCAAUACUGACCCAAAUACGAGAGCCUUCAUAAAUCAUGGCGUCCAUCAUUAAUAAUGAGAGACAAAUUGGAUCUAGGAAAGUGUGGAUUUUCUGUGCCUUUAUAAUGCUAAUCCCAAGUUUAACACAAUGUGAGUCUGAAACUGUCGAAUGGGACAUUCGCCUUCGAGACGGCGGAAGUUCGAGCAGAGGAAGGGUAGAGGUCUACCUUGAUGGAAUGUGGGGUUCUAUCUGCGCAGCUGAAGAUGCUUUUCUUUACCGGACAUCAAGGAUUGUGUGCGGAACAUUGGGCCUAAACUCUACGAAUGUGCGAGAGUAUACAACAGAUCGUGGGAGUAGUAAUCUGCACAAUAUAAGCAUUGCUCAUUGCUUUUUGAAUAUUGGCGGACCGUUAGAAAGAUGUUCAUAUCUAAACCUCUCAUCAUGUAACGCUGACGAGCAGGUUUUGGCAGUUGAAUGUGGUACCGUUCUGGGCGACAUUCGACUGGUAAAUGGAUCAACCAGUGAUGAGGGGAGGGUCGAGAUCUUCAUCGGCGGAGAAUGGGGGACAAUCUGCGAUGACGGUUGGGAUGAUAACGAUGCUUUUGUUGUUUGUAAGCAGCUAGGAUACCACAAGGAGGGCGCUAAGGCAGUGAAUGGGAGUGUAUAUCCUGAGGGAAGUGGUGCGGUACACUUCGGUUAUUCUGACUGCGAUGGAUCAGAAAGGAGACUUUAUUGGUGUAAUAGGGCCGAUUGGGGGGCAAGUAGUUGUGGUCACGACCGAGAUGCCGGAGUGGUGUGUCCUUCUACUGUGGAAGGUGACGUCCGUCUUGUCGGUACUGACAACUAUUCGGGUCGCCUGGAAUACUUUCAUAAUGACGAAUGGGGCACUAUCUGUCGUGGUAUCAGUGAUUACUUUGAUGAUUGGAAUGACGUAAACGCUUGGGUAGUUUGUUUCCAGCUCGGGUUCAAGCCAUUUAGUGGAUUUAGUGAACAAUGGAGCAGUUAUGGGAAUCCGCCUGCUCCUAUACAUUUGAAUAAUGUCGGGUGUUCAGGGAAAGAGACCAGACUAGAAUCAUGCCAAAGUGACCUGUCGGGUGUAGGCUGUUCUCACUUCUCAGCUGUAUGGAUACAUUGCCAUCUUCCUUCUGAUGGAGAUAUCCGAUUACAAGGUGGUACACUUACAAUUGAGGGUCGCGUCGAGACAUUCUACAGAGGAAGAUGGGGGUCCGUCUGCGCCUCGAACUGGGGGGCCACUGAAGCUUGGGUUGUUUGUCAGCAGUUGGGGUUUAAACCCCGUACAGGAUUCGCAGUCAGUGGUGCUGGAUACACGUCGGGUAUUGGCCGCAUGCACCUUAACAAUGUCUCCUGUCAAGGACAAGAAUACCACAUUGAUGAAUGCGUCAGCAACAACGUGUUUGAAUUGGGCAGUUGUGGGGAUGAUGGCUAUGCUGCCGUCUAUUGCCCAUUGGAUCUUCAAGAUGGGGAUGUCCGACUUGUGAACGGUGUUGGUCCAAAUGAGGGUCGGGUUGAAAUAUUCUACGGUGGCGAAUGGGGGAGUGUGUGUGAUGACAGGUGGGACGAUGUAGACGCUCAGGUAGUUUGCAGGCAGUUGGGUUAUAGAACAGACGGUGCAGCGGCUACAACGUUAGCUUCGUUUGGUCGGGGUCCUGAUGCAAUACAUCUUGAUGAAGUCGAAUGUAGUGGAAUUGAAGCUCGGAUGGAAGACUGCAGCCGCAAUGGCUGGGGUGUCAACGACUGUACGCACUACGAAGACGCAGGAGUUGUGUGCUCUGUUCACCGGGAAGGUGAUGUUCGACUGGCUGGUGGAGCCACCACAAACAAAGGUCGAGUGGAGAUCUACACUAAUGGCCAAUGGGGAGUUGUAUGCAAUCAUAUGUCUUUGAGCUGGACCGAUACUGACGCUGCAAUCGUUUGUCGACAGCUUGGAAUGUACAAUAAUGACAGUGGGGAAGUCAUCGACAGUAUCGCUGACCAGCGUGUAGGUCCGGUACACAUAACUGACCUUAACUGUGACGGCACAGAGAAGAGACUGGACGAGUGCAGAAGCAGCAGCAAUAACGCUACUUACUGUGCAACUAGUGAUGUUGCCAUGGCCCGGUGCAUAAGUCCAAUGGAAGGAGCUGUCCGCCUUGUAGGAGGUUCAAGCCUCGACGAAGGCAGAGUCGAAAUUUUCCAUGAUGUCCGAUGGGGUAGAGUUUGCGCAACUAGUAUUUGGAGCGUUGCAGAGGCAAGGGUGGUCUGUAGGCAGCUCGGCUAUACUGGGAAUGAAGCAGCGGUCAGUUAUGCUUUUGGCAUUGGAUCGGGGCCGAUUUACUUGGAUUAUGUCACCUGCUCAUCCUCGGAGGAUCGUUUGGAAGACUGUGAUCAUUUAGGAUUGGGUAUUGUUCCCAUUUCUGCAAGAAUCGAUGCUGGGGUGCAAUGCAUUCUGCCAGCAACAGAACAGCCGUUGGUCUUCACAGUGGACGAAAUUCGAUUGAAUGGGUCUUCGGCGGAAAACGAAGGCCGGCUAGAAGUCUUCACACACGGGCGAUGGGGAACUGUGUGCGGAAAUAACCAACUGUACGUCCAAGAAAGUAUGGCCGAGGUCGUAUGCAGGCAAUUGGGAUUCUCCGAUCAGGAAGCCGAAGCCAUUGACAGUGCUUUUUACGGCAGUGGUACAGGGCCGAUAUGGCUGAGACGCAUUUAUUGUGUCGGGACUGAGUCCGACCUGAACAGCUGUAUUCUUUACAGCUGGUCCAGCGGUUCCUGCACGAGCAGUGAAGUUGUAAGCAUCAGGUGCCAGAACCGCGCAAGUAAUAAUCCUCGAGUCGUCGGGACCAUUGCUUUCAUCGGCGUGUCUCUGUCCCUCCUUACACUGGCCAGUUUUGUCGCCGUGUGCUAUACCUGCACCAAUGCCAAGCCCGUGAAAUUUGCAGAGGGGACGCGACAGGGCAAUAUCCUGGGUGAAACUAGUCCUACCAACGAAGGAACGGAUGUUACGUCCUCCUUCUAAUUCUUAUCCCAUGAUCCUUUAAGGCCACUUCGCAUACCUUAUGAUUGGUCUGCGAUCCGAUUUUGAAAUAAAACGUUGUAAAAUUUGAUGCGAAUAUAUUGAGACAUGGAAAAAAAAAGUUCUUAAUCAUCGUAGGAAUAUUUAUGAACAAAUCUGUGGCUAUGCUACCAUCCUGUUUAUAGUAAAAGCGAAUUGAAUAUCUAGUCGUAGUGACGUCAUAACAAUCGCAAGAUUGACAACAAUUUGAAGCCAAUAUUGCCUUCACUCCAAAAUUAAGAUUUGGAAACAUCCAAAAAAUUAUAUUUUAGUAUAAUUAUAGUUAAUUUGAACAUAAUGAAAAGGAUACUUUUAAGAAAAUGAGCAAAAUGCUACUUGUUUUAAAAUCGCAUCGUGGACCUGUCGUAAGAUGUUUGGAGGCCUUCAGGAGACACCAUGGCCACAGUCUACUCCGGUAAUAGGUCGAAUGAAUGAGCAGUAGCAGUUCUCUUUUUUUCUAGCGUGUCUAGUAUUUUGCUAGCCUUGUGUUUGAAGCAGUAUGCAUAAAGAACAAAGUUAUUGCUUUGUUGGAAACUUAAAAUUUGUUUGCUCUUAAUUUUAUUCGCACAGCUGUGACUGCUAUUGUGUAAUGAAAGGCAAGUGCCGAAACCUCGGGCGAGAGAAAUGGGUACAAUUCAAACAAACUUUUUAUAGCCUUUACGAUCAGGUAGGAAAACAGAAGCUUGUUUGUCUUAUAACAUUUCAGUAACUUUCCAGUAAAAAUCAAAUGAUUCCUUUCGUAUUAACUUAUUCACUUUGAUUAUUUAGCUUUAAAAACAAUUACUUUUGUCAUUUUUCGUGGGAUUGUGUGUAUUGUAUAAGGCCGAAACAAUUCUGUAUGAUUCCGCUUUAAGCAAACGACUGCAAUAAUUGCUCUUUUUAAAUUUCGCCUUCUUUAGAGACGACUGUUGAAUUUUUCUGUCUCAAUUAACUAUCAGUUGAUUUCGAACGAAAUUAGUGCUUGUGGAUGUAGCCAGUGGCUGCAUUAUUAUGGAUUUUUUUUUAAUGAUCAAUAGUAAUAUUAACUAUAAUAGAUCUUAAAAUCAUAGAUAUUUAGUACUCUAGUUAUUUGAAAACCGUUUGCAGAGUCAUGGAUUUUUUUAGUCUAACCUUGAGUUCAUGUUAUUAUACUUAAAUUUUAUAUCCUUCAUGAAUAUCACUGAGAGAAAAUAAAGGGUUUACUGUAAUUCACGUAUUGAUUUUAUUAUGGUAUACACCCAACUAUUACAUUGUUGUAGUUUUUCCUUUAAAUGUUCUCUUUUAAGAACAUAGCUGGAUUUAUAAACAUGGCGCGUGAUUCCAGGGUGGUGUAAAUUUUUUAGGGUACAUGAAUUGAUUAAAACCCUACUGGUAAAGUUG
Lytechinus pictus (painted urchin) is the source of this 4590-nucleotide messenger RNA. Its product is annotated as scavenger receptor cysteine-rich domain superfamily protein-like. The transcript has 10 exons. Bases 238 to 3195 code for a protein of 985 amino acids. NCBI's taxonomy places the organism in Eukaryota, Metazoa, Echinodermata, Echinoidea, Temnopleuroida, Toxopneustidae. Gene Ontology annotation, cellular component: membrane. The record is from RefSeq and is a predicted model, not a curated record.